Molecule: messenger RNA, 4633 nt
Organism: Hydra vulgaris (swiftwater hydra)
Lineage: Eukaryota; Metazoa; Cnidaria; Hydrozoa; Anthoathecata; Hydridae
Product: TNF receptor-associated factor 4
Biological process (GO): regulation of apoptotic process; protein K63-linked ubiquitination; tumor necrosis factor-mediated signaling pathway
Molecular function (GO): protein binding; zinc ion binding
Source: RefSeq, a predicted model, not a curated record
UAACAUCAAAAAUUGUUGAUAAUAUUUUUAUAAUAAAAAGAUUCUUAACAUGAAAAACUUAUGUUAAGAAAUUAAAAUAUUUAGCGAUGGAUGCUUCUUGCGAUAUUAAAUGUUUUCCUCAAUCCGAAUUACAGCUUGAAUUGAGUCAUGCUAGCGAAAAUGAAACCAAGAACAAGACUAUUGUGGUCGAACUUUCUGAAAAUCAUUAUGGUGGGUAUGACGAAAAUUUUGUAAAUCCUCUUCCUAGUGAUCUUAAAUGUCCCGUUUGUUUCUUGGCAUUACGUCAACCAAUUCAAACCGAAGAGUGUGGUCAUCGUUUUUGUGAAUCGUGUAUCAAAAAUAUUAAAAGAAUCGAAGGACAACUAUUAUGCUCUCUUGACAGACAGAUGAUUGACUUAAAUACGGUAUUUCUAGAUAAAGCAGCAAAACGAGCUAUACUGUCGUUGCCUAUACGCUGUCGAUAUCAUGAACGCAACUGUGAGUGGAUUGGGGAUAUAAGUACGAUUGAUGACCAUCUUAAAGAAUGUGGUUUUGUUGAUGUUUCGUGUCCUAACAGUCAAUGUCAGGUUUUAAUAACACGAAACAAUUUGUUGGACCAUCUUGAUUUAUUUUGUGAGUUUCGCAUUAUUGAUUGCCAAUAUUGCACCGAAAAAUACAUUUUCAAUGACAAAUGGACCCAUUUAAACAUUUGUCCAAUGCAGCCUUUGGAGUGCAUCAACGAAUGUGGAGAGAAAGGCAUUUUACGGAUGAUGAUAGCAAGUUUUACUUUUUAUAUACAGAUGCCUAAACAUGUCGAAAACGAAUGCCCAGUUAAUGUUCAAUAUUGUGAAUAUGCUAAAAUCAAAUGCGAUUUUAAGGGAACCCAAAGUCAAAGAGAUGCUCAUGUUAUUUCUUCAGCAAACCUUCAUCUUACAUUGUCAAUUGAAAAAAUUACAAAACUUGAAAACAAAUUUAGUUACCAGGUAGAACAAGCGACAAACCUGGCCAUAAAAUAUGAUGCAUUAAAAAAAAAAGAGGAUUUACUGGAGGCUUUAAUUCGAACUGUUGAGAGACAAAUUAGUAGUUUAGAAAACAAACUUGUUAACAUUGACACAAAAAGUUGUUUGUUCGAAUCCCGUUUACCAAAAAACGAGUAUUUAUGGUGUUUGGACAGUAUAGAUUUUCUGAUAAAUAAAGAGAAAAAACCAAUGAAAGAUCUAAACAUUUGCAGCACCCCGUUCUAUUCAGCUCCGUUUGGAUAUAAACUUUCUAUGCAAAUCUAUUUGAACGGAUUAGGCAAAUACAGAGGAACAAAUAUUUUAUUGUUUCUUAAUAUUAUAAAAGGUGAGUACGAUAGUUUAUUGGAAUGGCCAUUUACAAAAAUGGUCAAACUUUCUCUACUUGAUCAAAGCGAAGCAAGAGACCAUAAGGUAUUUGUAAUUGAUCCAAAAAUAAAUGAAAACUUUAAUAAAGCGAAUUCGUAUAUAAAAAGAGUUGGGGUUACAAUACCUCUAAAACUAUUAACUUGCCCUGGUUAUUUAAUUGAGAAUAAAAUAAUAAUUAAGUGUGAAGUGGAAUCAUAAAAUAUCGAAACAAUAUAUCGUGGAUCAUUAAAAUAUAAAGUAUGAACAAAUUAAAAGAAAGAAAUAAUCGUAUUUUCAUGCACUGUAUAAAAUAUCAUAUAAAAAAACAUAUAUAUUCAAAUGCAAUACCAUAUUUACAAAGUUUCCUCACAAAUACUUUCGUAUUUACAAACAUUACUUAUGCAAACUACAUCGAUUUUUAAUUUAACAAAACGUAUUUUACAGCAAUGUGUGUAUAUAUAUAUUAGGGUGGAGUGAAAAAAAAUUUUUGUUGAGUACCUUGGUUGGAUAGCUAUAAAAAUUUGCUGACAUAUGCAAUUAGUAAUGUGGCAAACUAUCAAACAAUUUAAAGCAUAUCUUGAGGUUCCACAAUUGACCUGAAUUAUAGGCAUAUUUCAAAUAAAAAACAAUAUUUUUUGAAAUUUCAAGUUUAUAUAUGACAACAUAUUUGUGUAGCAGUAUACAUUUUUAACAGUCUAUACGAAAGUUACAAGUAAAUAGAACUAAAUAUUUGAAAAGAAAAACACAUGAAAACUCUAGUCAAACAUGUUUUUAUAGCUACAAAUGAUGUUGUGCUUUAGUGUCCAGUUUCGGCAUUUUUGAUCUCGAUUCCAAACGUGCUCUUAUGACUCCGUCGCGUUUUUCUGGACCGCAAACCGCUUGGGAAGCUUCUGUAACUAGCUUAAUAUGCCUCUCCACCGACUGAGUGUGACAAGGAUAGCGUGCGAAAUCCAGUCUUGGUGUAUCUUCUUCCCAGAUCAUGGUUAAAAAAGUAUUGUCAUCAAUGUCCAUUACGAUUGGAGGCUCUGUGAUUGGAGUUUUUUGCCAAUCGAUCAUGUCUAUGUAACUGGUAGCUUCAAAAAUGAUUACUGGCACACAGAAAGAUCUAACUGAACUCGUGCGCUUCUGCUUCCUGGAUUUCAUUAUACGUCUCAGAGCCAACUCGCGUAUUUCUGAUUUUUCGUCGGUAAGCAUCGCAAGCAACAGGUUUUCUGGAUGAGUAAAAAAUGCGUUGCGUUGAAUUACUGGAUCAACAACUUUCUUCAGCUCGUCUGUGAGGUAGCGUGAUUUCAGUAUUGUAUUAUGGACAUGUCGAGCGCCAUCUUUACAUGAAGAAGUAUUUUUUAUUUCAAACCAUGCUGGUGCAUAAACUGUUACGAUGAAGGUAACCAUUGUCUUUAGUUCAUCCGAUGGGCAUCUUGUGGCUAUAUACAGGUGUAGUAUUCGAUUAGCCGUUGUUAACCAUCUUGAAUGAUUGAUAACACCAGGAUUGUGAAGUGAAAGGCCUACAGGACAAACGCCAACACUGACAGCGGUGCACAAGUCAAACAGAUAUUUUUGAUCUGUACUUAAAUCGUCAGAAAUUAAACCUGUCGGUAGAACACAGUUUAUGGGUGUGUAUUUGACAACGGGAAGCUUCUCACAUGCCACCAAUGAUUUUCCGAUUGGACCAGAAAAUUCUUUUGGACCAUUGGUAGGUCCAUCUAGAUGUUCGAACAAAUGCCUUAACGGUAAUUCGUUAGCAUGCAGCUGACAUACAAACCAUUGCAGCGGUUUCUUCAACGCCACUUCAAGUAAUCGAAUGAUACCUCCUCGAUUGCCUGUAUUAGCAACGGUUCCGUCACAACCUACAACUUUUAUACCACCCAGGUCAACAUUCUUUUUACUCAAAUAUGCAAUCAACUCACCCGCAAUAACUUUGCUUGACCCUGCAAUUGGUGUAAUGUGGCCAAAAUAGAUGGAUCUUGGUUCGGAUAUAAUGGAUAUAUGUUCUCCAGUUGUUAGUUUUCAAUGAAAUUUCCCAUCACAUUCUUUAAUAAGGGUUAUUGCACUGUCUUUUCUUCCAUCAAAAUAUAGCCCAGUGAUUGUGUUACUGACAUUGGCACAUAAUGUUCCACGUUUUUUACAACGCUCUCGUCGCACUUUACUUCUGUCAAUCACUUUAGAAACAUCCCUUUUGUGGAUUAUUCCAACAUCUUGAAGAACAGCACUGGCGAUUCCUGCUGCGGCCCUGUCGGAUACACCAUGUCAAUCACAUGCUAACGCCAGAGAUGGUAACUUAACUCUCAUCUGCUUGUCACUCAACUUUCUAAAUUGUUCAUUAGCAUCCGGCAUACAAUCGUCAUCAGAUUCGUCAUCGCUAGCAUCAGUUUUCUCUUCCGUAGAAGAAAACUCCUCACAAACAUCUGACUGUUUCUCACUGAUGUCAUCAAUGUCAGAUUCGCUGCACAUCUGCCUCUGCGUCAACUCUUUACGAAUAUAUCGUUUUUGCAAUUUGAUGGAUUCGGCCUCAUCAACUUUAGCAAUGAUCAUACCUCGUGGACCCCGCUGAUCUUCUAGAAAAUCACGUUCAAUUGCGGGUACCUUUCUUGACUUUUCACACUGACACUGAGAUAUGAAAGAACACUUGCAGGAGCAAAUGUCAAAGAAUUUUUUGGAUUCAUUUUUAAACUGAGAUAUUUUCUCUCGGUAUGGUCCGGAGUCUUUUCUAGACUUAUAUGGCUUCAGCAAAUUCCUGAACGUCUUGUAGUACUUGUUCAACAAUUCUUGGACACGGCGGUGGCUUACAUGUGGUAUAGAAGCUUUGUCCCAUAUUUGUUCCACUUUUGUUGUCACUAUUUCUGCCACAUUGUGAUGUGGUGGAUCUUUAUUGCUCAAUUCAUAUUUAAGUUUCUGUUUUGUCAGAUUGUAAAACUACAUAACAUCUGCAUAAGUAGGUAGUUGAUUGUCAGGCAUUUCAGAGGGAGCAUCAAGAAUGACACAAGAUACUUUUUUCCUGGUUACAGCCAUUAAAUAUGAAUUGUUAUUAUAAAUGAAUUAAAGCAUUAUCUUAUAUGAAUAAAAUGUUUUGCAAUAAACGCUGUUUGUUUACUCUGGACAGGAAAAACGCACGUGAAUACGUAUAAAAGUGAACUACAACAAAAAAAUACCGGAUAGUAAAUGCUUAUAAAUGGUUAAAUUUUGAAGUUGGUUGUGGAACCUCAAGACGUUACCUAAAUUAUUUUUUUUUUUUACGGAGUAAUUGAUUGUAUCACAGAGCAAGUUUUAAUAACUAUCCAAAGUCAAGCAAA